AUGCUCGCGAAAAAAGAACUCGAGGAAGAGCGGAGACAAUUGGAAGAUUUGAAAAUCGAUAAGAAAGAUGCUCCAACUCAAGAUGUUCGGGAAUUCGAGCAUUCGUCAGCUAUAACACAGGUUUAUUAUACUUGCGAAUUGUUGGGUGAAGAUGUUGUGAAGCCGAAAGUUGAGUUGAUGAAAGAUUUGGAGCAAUUUCUUGGGGAACAAGUUGAAAGCGCUGAUGAAGAUGGGGAUAAGAUUAUUGCGGCUGUUCUUAUGCUUUAUUCAUUGAAUAAACAACAACAAAGAGAUGUGAGUUUUUGAAAAUGUGGCAAAUUUAACAAAGCUUGUCGAAUUCAAGAAAAUCAUUCCCUUUUAAAAAUUCAGUUAUCUAAAAAAAACCUCAAAAAAUUUCCAGACAGCAAUCGAAACAAUUUGUAAAUAUGUGCAGAAUAUUUUGGAGCAUCCUGGAGAGGAAAAAUAUCGUCAAAUCCGCCUCACUAACAAGGCAUUUCAAGAGCGUGUUGCCAGCGCUAUUGGUGGCCGAAAAUUCUUAGAAAGUGUAGGAUUCACUGAAAAAUCCGAAGAAUUUUUGGUUUUCGAUAGACAAUCGGAUGUUCAUCUUGUAGAAGCUUUGGAAAACUUGAGAAAUGGUCAAAGUGUUCCUAUAAAAGUUGCAAGAAAUUUGGAGAUAUUUGCGAUGAAAGAAGGGCAAAAAUUGGUUUCUCCUAAACUAGCUGACGAGUUUUUCAAUUUAUCAGCUGAUGAAUUGAAAGCAGAACAAAGAUCGAGAGAACAUCAAGUUGAUAGAAUGUUAACAUUGCGAACAAAAGAAAUGCGACAAAAAGAUGAUCAAUUACGCAAUUAUAAAUAUAAAUACACUUUGAUUCGAAUUCGAGUUCCUGGAAAUAUGAUAAUCCAAGGAGUUUUCAGUUGCUACGAGGCUUUUUCAGCUGUCAGAAGUUUUGUGAGUUCAGUUUUAUCUGAAGAAAUUAUCGAAUUCGCCCUUCGAGAUGCUGCAAAUCAACAAGUUGAUGAGGAAACUUUGACUUUGGCACAACUUGGUUUGGCACCUGCUGCAGUUCUUCAUUUGGUUAUAAAUGGCGAGAAUUUUGAGACGAUUAUUUCUGAUGAAUAUGUUGGAAUUGUUCAGCAAUUAGAUUAA
Caenorhabditis angaria is the source of this 1147-nucleotide messenger RNA. Lineage: Eukaryota; Metazoa; Nematoda; Chromadorea; Rhabditida; Rhabditidae. The record is from the annotation of a GenBank genome assembly.